GGUUGUGUGACAGUUUGUGCAAGCCAGGGUGAUUCUACGGGAGUUUAGACGACUAUAAAACCAAACUGUCUUGUGUCCGAGAUAUAAUAAUCAUCGUCUGUAUUAGCCGCAAGAAAAUUAUCAAAGACAAAGAAACGUUGAAAGUGAUGAAAUGCCACUGUAAAUGCCAAACGUGAAUAUUUGGAUUAAUAAGACCGAAGAAGAAUAUUUAAACAUUUUCAGAAUGAAAUGAACUGUAAAGAAAUUCAGUAGACGUUUUUAACAAACUUUCUGUGAUUGAAUCUUGACGCUAUGUUGACAAAGUGUUUGCAGAGGUCAAUAUUGAGAACGUUUUCACCGGCUCACACGUUAAAGCUAAAUAACAACAUGUCAGACGGAUCUUCAUCACAGACUGACAGCAAUUUAAAAGGAGAAGUGAUACGGUCUUUUCUCACAUUAGAAAAUCUAGACCCUAACAUUUUCAGAGCUUCAAAUGAAAACCUCUGGCACCCUCAAGGCAGCAGGUUUAUAUUUGGUGGUCAGGUUGUUGGUCAAGCCCUAGUUGCGGCAUGCAACACAGUCUCACACGACCACCACGCCCAUAGUCUGCACUGCUACUUUUUACGAGGAGGAAACUCAAACUGGCCGAUACUGUACCAUGUCGAUCGAACGCGAGAUGGUGAGACAUACUCUAGUCGAAGUGUGAAGGCUAGUCAAGAUGGGAAGGCAAUAUUCACGAUGCAGACAUCUUUCAAGAAAGACGAGCCCCAGGGCUAUCACUUCCAGAUGGAGAUGCCUCAAGUGGAAGGACCAGACAACCUAAUGAGCACAGACGAGCUUCUCAGGCUGAGACUUGAGUCCGGGAGUGAGAAAGACUGGGAGCAUGUGUUAGCGGAUGAAUUGAAGAUUGUAAUCCGGCCAAUAAAUCCAAUGGUCUUCUUUAAAGAAAGAUCUGGGACGCCAAAGCGAGUCAUGUGGAUGAAAACUGGCGGAAUGAUUAGUGAAGAUACAAAGUUGCACCAGUGUGUGGCUGCCUACAUGUCCGAUUUCUCCUUGCUGGGUACCGCACUUCAGCCUGGCGGUAUGAACUAUCGCAUAAACUUUAUGACCUCUCUCGAUCACACCAUCUGGUUCCAUAACCCGUUCCGUGUGGACGAAUGGAUGCUGUACGAGGCAUUCAGUCCACAUGCAGGCAAUGGGAAGGCAUUCUGUCACGGUCGUGUGUGGAAGCAGGAUGGAACGCUGGCAAUGUCGGUUGCCCAGGAAGGUGUCAUUAGACUGGAGCCAGUUGCCGCCAAGUUAUAGACUGGAUAUAAGCUGUCAUCAGACUAGAGCCAGUUGCAAAGUUAUAGACUGAUUCUCAGGAAGGUGUCAUCAGACUAGAGCCAGUUGCCAAGCUAUAGACUGGAUCACAGCUGUUAGUGCUUGGUUAGACAGAUCUAAUGUCCUUCUAUGCAUUGGUAUUAAGUUGUGUAUACAUGGAGGAUAUUAGGUUAGUGUCUGUUUGUGCUUGAAUUUAAUUAUCCAACGAUGAGUUGAAAUGCACUGCUUAGCUUGCCAAGCAAUGCAAGCCUUUUGGCGGAAUAAUUGAAGUCAACAAAGACACUAACCUUAUAUUCCAUUCUGCAAUGUAGAUUUAUUAUAUUUUUUAUGUCCCCCACCCACUAUAGUGGGGGACAUAUUGUUUUUGCCCUGUCUGUCUUUUGGUAUGUUGGUCUGUUUGCUCCAACUUUAACAUUUGCAUUAACUUUUUCAAUAUUCAAGAUAGCAUCUUGAUAUUUGGUAUGCAUGUGUAUCUCAUGGAGCUGCACAUUUUGAGUGGUGAAAGGUCAAGAUCAAGGUGAUCCUUCAAGGUCCGAGGUCAAAUUAUGUGGCCAAAAUCGCUCAUUUUAUGAAUACUUUUGCAAUAUUGAAGAUAGCAACUUGAUAUUUGGCAUACAUGUGUAUCUAAUGGAGCCUCACAUUUUGAGUGGUGAAAGGUCAAGGUAAUCCUUCAAGGUCAAAGGUAAAAAAAAAAUCAAAGCGGCGCAGAAGAGGACAUAGUGUUUCUGACAACCAAAUGCCUCUCAUUUUGAGUGGUGAAAGCUCAAGGUUAAGGUCAUCCUUCGAGGUCAAAGGUAAAAAAAUAAAUUCAAAGCGGCGCAAAAUGGGACAUAGUGUUUCUGACAAACACAUUUCUUGUUUGCUGAUACAAUCAAAAUUGUUUACCUAAAGUAUUACAAAUACUAGCCAAAGGCAGAUCUAAUUAAAUGAAUCGUACUUAGCGUGGUAAUAUGAAAUACAACUGUUUGCGAUCUUUCUCGGUUAAACUGCUUGAAAGAGUCCCCAAGAUUUCUAUACAAAAGCAGAGAACAACAAACAAUAUAACUAUAUGCAUUAUAUUAAAAUUAAAUCAGCAUUCCAAAUGUUACACACUUAAGGAGAAUACAGAAUGUAUUGUUAAAAAUUAAAUUAUUGUUGCAGCCAAGCAAAAUAAGAAAACCUAAAAUGGCUUCCAUACUUAGUUUUGCAGCAUUUAUCACUACAAUAUUGUUAAUUUUAUUAUAUAUAAAACUCUAAUAUUUACACAAUUUUUUGCUUACUGGCAUUUCACAAUUCAAACCUGUAUUGGCUCUCGCUCUCCUCACUCUUUUUAAUGGAUCAUAAUCACCACGUUUAUCUGAGUCAAGUUUUGUUAGCUUUCAUUCCAGCCAUAUAUUUCAAUACUUAUUCACAUUUAAUAAUAGUAAUCCAUCCGUAACACACAAAUGCUUUAUAUGUUAAUGCGACUACGUUGCUAAAUGCCCAGACACUCGCUUUAAUUGAAUAUAAUCAUACAAGCAAGUGAUUACGUCAGCAGUCACGCGCGUUCAGUUGGGCGAUAUUGUUUGCAUUUACUAAAAUAAUAUAAGAAACGCUGUAUUGACUCGAUAUCUUACGACAAUUAUUCCUCAACGGUACACUGAUUUAUAAUUUAUAUAUCCCAUCAAUGUAUAUAUUAAAAAGUUUAGAACAAAUGGACGAGGAUGUUGAUACAUUUUAACGUAAUAACUCGUCUUCAAGUCUAAAUUGCAUUCUACCUUUAACAGAAAAUAAAAGUCCAAACAAGUAGUUCGCAUGUAGUACAUGUAGAAGCAGGAUAAACAAAACAGAGCAGAAAAGACAGUGUAUAGACUUAUACAAAUGUACAUCGUUUAAAUACACACAAUUUAAUACAAAAUAUUGUCAUGAGUCUUUGUAUUACAACGUAGGGGCUAUCAGAAAAUAUCUUACAAUUUGAGGCAAAGUAUAUUUUAGAAAUGAGUAAGUCUUUAUAUUUCCGUAGUAAAAUAUCUAUAAUUUCACUGGCAGUAAACUACUCAAGUAUUCGUUGACACAAUUAUUUGUGAUACCUAAAGUACGGCUAGAGCUUCCUUCAUAUAUAUACACAAAUUUAUAAUUUCAAUUUUACAAGUUGAGUUCAAUAAAGUAUGGAACUGAAAAACUGAUGGAUUCACAUAGUAAACAGUUUGUAUAUAUUUAUGCCUUACUUGGCGGAAACAUGGACAUAUACAUAUAAAGUGGAAUACAUCCUAAGAUCACAGCAUUGACAGUAUCGUUCUGAUAAAGACAAGUAGGCAUGAACAACACACGUGUAUCCGACACUCAGAGUAACCUCUUCUAUGAAAUGAUUUAACUGUACGAUGAAAGUAAAUGACAGCUUUGUGGAUGUUUUGCGUUGGUUGUCAUAGUUCAAUAUUCUAAGGUUUGUUGUAAGGCACUCAAAAACGCAGUUGAAUAGUUACAUAUAACGGAUUUGAUACACAUCAUACAUAUGUCAGCUUUGCGAAAAAACAAACCGCAUGUUGAGAACAUAAACAUCUUGUUAUUAUUAUAUUCAAGCCCAAGAAAAUUGUAAUAUGUUAUGUAAUCAGAGUUUUCUUGCUGUCAUAAAUGCGUGCUUCAGAGGUAUCAACACAAUGAUUCAAUACUUUAUAGGUUUUAUUGAAGGGAGGUGCAGUGCUUAAGAACCGUUAGCCUUGCUGACAUAAUUGUCUUUUUUAAUAUUUCAUAUUUAAUAGUCAUUUGCAGUCCUUCGUACACGUACCAGAUUUUAUUCAUACCUUUCCCUCUUCCCUGUUAUAUUUUUCAUGGUUAAUUAAUAAAAGAGAUGAACAUUCACAAAAAAGAAGAAACUGCAAAGCAUCUCACGCGCAAAUAACAGGACUCAUAAAGUGUAUAUGAUCUGACAUGAUUUCAUACCAUAUUUUGUGACACGAGGAAACGAAUUUUGUUUGUCAGCGACCUUCUUAUCAUCAAUUGUACUGUCUAUAAUCAUUGAACACUAGGAACUUUAACACGUUAUUCUAAAGCAAUGUAACAUGAUAAAGAUUCGUGAAAGUCUGAAUGUUUCACCUCGAAAAGUGUAGGAGAACGUCUACGGACGAGUUUGUGUUUACGGACAGACGGAUUGACAGACGGACAGAAGGACAGGCGUUCAUAUGGAUUCCAGCAUACUUCCAAAUUGAGGAAAAUCAAGAUCGCCCUUAAAACAACAGAAUGAUGUAAAGCGUUAAAAUUGUUUGUGUAGUUAACCUGCAUAUAGACCUAGCCAGGGAUUACUCAGUUACUUAAAUGUAUGACUAAAACGUUUAAAGUCUGUUGUUAUGGCGUUGCCUUGUGUUUUGUUAUGUUUUUUGUUAAUGAUAUUUAUUCAUUUAUUAUCAUUUUAACUGAUAUUUUGUUUUUAUUGUUAUGGACAAAUAUUAUUUUGCAUGUAUUUCCCGGUACACUUUCUUUGUUUACCAUGUUGAUUGUGUGUAAAGUUAGUUUGUUAAAUUUAUGAGUAUGUCUGUGUGAACUUACGCUAGAUAAAAUACAAUUUAUAUGAAAUCGAA
Molecule: messenger RNA, 4835 nt
Organism: Dreissena polymorpha
Lineage: Eukaryota; Metazoa; Mollusca; Bivalvia; Myida; Dreissenidae
Product: acyl-coenzyme A thioesterase 8-like
Exons: 6
Coding region: 292-1284 (330 amino acids)
Biological process (GO): acyl-CoA metabolic process; fatty acid catabolic process
Cellular component (GO): peroxisomal matrix
Molecular function (GO): fatty acyl-CoA hydrolase activity
Source: RefSeq, a predicted model, not a curated record